Messenger RNA from Humulus lupulus (European hop), 627 nucleotides. RefSeq lists its product as uncharacterized. The record is from RefSeq and is a predicted model, not a curated record. NCBI's taxonomy places the organism in Eukaryota, Viridiplantae, Streptophyta, Magnoliopsida, Rosales, Cannabaceae. The transcript has a single exon. Bases 1 to 627 code for a protein of 208 amino acids.
AUGAAGUUUAUGAAGGAAAUCUUGUCAAAGAAAAAGAAGUUGGAGGAUUAUGAGACAAUGGUGCUUACUGAGGAGUGCAAUGCUAUUUUGCAUAAGAAACUACCUCCCAAGCUUAAAGAUCCAGGUAGUUUCGCGAUUCCUUGCUCAAUAGGAGAUUCUGUUAUGACCAAGGCCUUAUGUGACUUAGGGGCUAGUGUAAAUUUAAUGCCCUUAUCUAUUUUUCGGAAGCUGAAAUUGGGAGAAGCUAGCCCCACUAUCGUGUCCUUACAAAUGGCAGACCGCUCUGUUAAGCAACCUCGUGGAGUAAUUGAGGAUGUCUUAGUUAAGGUUGGUAAAGUUAUCUUCCCUGCUGAUUUUAUUAUUCUAGAUAUGGAGGAAGAUGCAAACAUUCCCAUCAUUUUGGGAAGACCAUUCUUAGCCACAGGGAGAGCACUAAUUGAUGUACAAAAGGGGGAGUUGAAGCUGCGAGUGCAAAACGAAGAUGUAACAUUUAAUGUUUUUGCAACAACUGAUAUUCCAACUUGUUGUAGAGUGGAUGUGGUUUGUAGUGGUGGUACUAAUUUGGAAACCACCAAGAGAAAAACCAAUGCAGAAAUUGGUAGUCGAGCAGUUCGUCAUUGUUUGUAA